UUCCGUACGGAGGAAGUAGCGUGUCAGUUUUGGUUUUACAAGAGCGACCCAUGUGCAGGACAAGGACACGGAUCCUGUGUUGUUAGCUGAAAUAUUAAAUCUAGCUCUGUAGGUUUUUAUUUAUUUCUACUUAAGUGUUGGAUGGUUAUCCGCAGACUUCCUCCAGCGUCAGUCGGAAGAUGCCUCCCAAACCCCUGGAGCCUCUGGCCAAGAAGAUCUUCAAGGGAGUGAUCGCUCUGGAGCUGCUGGGCGUCUUCGGGGCUUACACUCUGUUUCACAAGAUGAACACGAGCCAAGAUUUCAGGAGCACCAUGAACAGGAAGUUUCCGUCUGUUCUGGAAGUGUACUAUCAGUCCAACGAGUGGGCGGGGAUUUACGGCAUCCGUGAGCGAGACCGCGAGGCCUGGUCAGCCAAACAGGACUGAGGAAUAACAAAAAAAAAAAACA
Myripristis murdjan (pinecone soldierfish) is the source of this 447-nucleotide messenger RNA. RefSeq names its product protein CEBPZOS. The record is from RefSeq and is a predicted model, not a curated record. The coding region runs from base 180 to 425 and encodes 81 amino acids. The transcript is spliced from 4 exons. NCBI's taxonomy places the organism in Eukaryota, Metazoa, Chordata, Actinopteri, Holocentriformes, Holocentridae.